UUCAUGCAGCUGCACGUUUUUGCAGCCUUUGUGUGUCGUCGACCACACGCUCCUCGAUGAAGGCCGCGCGGCACAGAACCUGAACUUUGCCGUUUGCACGAGUUCGAACUUCGAGUUUAUGCGUGGACGCGCGCGUGUGUGUGUGAUAGCGCGUGUAGGCUUUUUGAAGUCGCUGUUGUGUUUUAAGCUGUUGCGCUCGGUAAAGGCUCCACUCCUUUUUUUGUUGCUCUGUAAUAUUUUAAUUCCUUGGGUACUUCUUUCAAUACCAAGAAUUCAGACAACUUAGUAUUCGCAAUUUUUUUAGAAUUUCAAAACAAUGGAAUUGCCUGAGGUUGGAUCACAAUGUUCAUUCACAGAAUGUAAACAGCUUGACUAUUUACCUUUGAAGUGUGAAAAGUGCAUACAAUUUUUUUGCAAAGAUCAUUAUAAUGCAUCUUUGCAUCUCUGUCCUAAAAUUAAUGAUGAUCCAGAGUCAAAAAAAGAUGUUAAAUUCACUGGCAAGGAACUACAUGAAGAUAAUCCAAUUGCUGAAGCAUUUGCCAUAAGGGAUGCUGCUUUUACACAACCACUUCAUGAUGAAAAACAUUGUCAGAAAUGGGACAAUUGGGAAAAAGCAAAAAAAGAUUUCCAAGAAUCUAAAACCAAUGUAGAUAAAGAUGUAGAUAGUAAAAUCAAAUCAAGUAAGAAUUCUGCAAUGGCUAACAAGGUGCAACUUAUGAAAUUAAAAGGAAAAGCUGUGGGUUUAAAAAAUAUUCCAAUUGCUGAACGUUGUUACUUUCAAGUUCAUCUUCCUAUUAAAGGUACAUUGAAAACAAAUUCUGGACCUAAAGCAGUAUUCGUAUCAACAGAGUGGAGUAUCGGUAGAAUAAUAGACAAUAUAUCUGAUUUAUUAAAUGUCCCCAAUAAUAAUAAUGUUGCAACUGCCACCAAGCUUAGAAUUUUUAAUCACAAGACAGGUGAUAUUGUAAGUAAAGAUCUUAGUGAUACAUUGUCACAGUUUAUCAAGUCAAACUGUUUAGUUAAUGGUAAUGAUAUCAUUUUGGAGUAUUGUGAAGAUGAAAAGAUUGAUGUCUCAUUGUAUAAAUAAAAAUUUUGAACUAAUUUUAUUUAAUUAUUGUAAAUAUUGUAAAAUAUAUA
Messenger RNA from Trichogramma pretiosum, 1137 nucleotides. RefSeq names its product AN1-type zinc finger protein 1-like. NCBI's taxonomy places the organism in Eukaryota, Metazoa, Arthropoda, Insecta, Hymenoptera, Trichogrammatidae. The coding region runs from base 317 to 1087 and encodes 256 amino acids. The transcript is spliced from 3 exons. Gene Ontology annotation, cellular component: cytoplasm. The record is from RefSeq and is a predicted model, not a curated record. Gene Ontology annotation, molecular function: zinc ion binding.